UUUACCAUAUAUGGAAACAAGGAAGUCACCGGUCCCAUCGCGCAUGCGUUAACCUCAGUUAUAUAUUUCCGGAUUACAGGCCGGUGUGCAUCGUUUUAGUGUAUUUAUCACUUAAAAUUAAAUUAUGGGAAGCUAUGAACAAAUCAAGUGUUUUGCAAGUUUACCAAGAACAACAAGAGGCAAAGCCUUGGUUCUUAAUGGAGACCCAAAGGGUAAAAACAUGCUAUAUACCAAUGGAAACAGUGUCAUAAUCAGAGAAGUUGAGAAUCCCUCUGUGUCGGACAUCUACACAGAGCAUGCAGUUCACACAACAUGUGCAGCCUACUCCCCCAGUGGAUUUUAUAUUGCAUCAGGAGACAUGUCUGGAAAAGUGCGGGUUUGGGAUACAGUUAAUAAGGAACACAUCUUGAAAAACGAGUACCAGCCAUUUGCUGGAGAGGUCAAGGACAUUGCCUGGUCUGGAGACAGUCAGAGAAUAGCAGCUGGUGGACAGGGAAACCAAAAAUUUUCUCACGUCUUUACUGCAGACAGUGGAAACUCCUUGGGAGAUUUGAUAGGACACAGUAGUGCUGUUAACAACAUUAGCUUCCGUCCAGAGAGACCCUUCAGAUUAGUCAGUGCCAGUGAAGAUAACUCUCUCUGUUUUUAUGAGGGUCCACCCUUCAAGUUUAAAAUCUCUCUGAAGGAUCACACAAACUUUGUUAAUGCUGUCAGAUAUUCUCCUAAAGGAGAAUACUUUGUCAGUGGUGGAGCAGACAAAAAGGCCUAUGUAUAUGAUGGUAAGACUGCUGAGAAAGUGGGAGAGCUGGGAUCACCCUCAGCUCACAAUGGUGGAAUCUAUGCUAUAUGCUUUAACAGUGAUGGAUCCCAAAUUUUAACUGUGUCAGGUGAUAAGACUGCCAAAAUCUUCAAAGUCCCAAGUGGAGAACUUGUCCAGACCUUUGAGAUGGGGAAGACAGUGGACGACAUGCAGGUGGGCUGUCUGUGGCAGGGGGACAACAUCCUGACCGUGUCUCUGUCAGGGUUCAUCAAUUACCUGGACAUCAACAACCCAUCCACCCCCAAAAAAGUCCUGAAGGGUCACAACAAGCCAAUAACAGCGAUGGUUCUCAGCGAGGGAACAAUCUAUUCAGCAGGAGGGGCUUUAGACUCCCACAUCAACUACUGGGAUGCUGGUACAGGGGAGAAUGAUAGGUUCACAGGAACCGGUCACAAGAACCAGAUCCAAGAUAUGGUGAUAGCCAAUGGAGAACUGAUAACAGUCAGCAUGGAUGACACUCUGAAGUUCUCCAAUGCAGGCACUAAGCAGUUUGGAGACUCUCAUAGCCUGGAGUCCAUGCCUAAGGCAGUAGCCGCAGGGUCCAAUGCUGCAGUAGUGGCCUGUAUUAAUCAUGUGGUAGUUUUCCAGAACAAGAAGAAGGCCUUCUCCCAAGCUGUGCCCUAUGAACCAGCCAGUGUGGCGGUUCACCCCAGCUCUCCUGUGGUCGCUGUGUGUGGAGCUAAGGACAAGAAGAUUCAUCUGUACACAAUCAGUGAGAGCAGUGGAGCUCUGCAGGAGACCAAGACGAUAGACAAUGUAGCCGAAGCCAGCGACAUGAUGUUCUCUCCCGACGGCCAGUAUCUGGCAACAGCCGGAGCCGAUAGAUAUGUCCGAUGCUUCAAACUACCCGACUAUGAGCUGGUAUUCAAUGAUCCUACUCACUCAGCCAGAGCCACAUGUGUAGACUGGUCCCCAGACUCCUCUCUCUUUGCAACUGGUUCCCUUGACCAGAAUAUUGUAGUCUGGAAACCCACAGCCCCUCAUAGCCAGCGCAGCUUGGUCAUCAAAGCUGCCCACAAACUGAGUCAUCCUACAAGGGUACGUUGGUUAAACAACGACACGGUCGUGUCGGCAGGCCAUGACAGUAACAUCAAACAAUGGAAGAUUCAGUUCUAGUUACAUUGAAAUAGUAGAACCUUUUUUUUCUUUAUUAUUAAGUUAUAAUCAUUUCUACAUGGACUGUGGCCAAAUUAAAUAUAUAGGUGUGAAUGUGUUCAUAUCUGCAGAAAACCAUCAACUAUUUUUAUAUAAGUGCUAUACAGUGUAUUAAUACAUGUAUGACUUGAGGUUCAUAGAGGAUACUCUCGUGCAAUGUAACUGUCUUUUAUACGAUAUUAACUUUGUUAGAUAAACCUAUGUGGAGAGUCUUGUGCAACCUGCAUAAA
Messenger RNA from Magallana angulata, 2205 nucleotides. Its product is annotated as actin-interacting protein 1-like. Bases 125 to 1936 code for a protein of 603 amino acids. Lineage: Eukaryota; Metazoa; Mollusca; Bivalvia; Ostreida; Ostreidae. Gene Ontology annotation, molecular function: actin filament binding. Gene Ontology annotation, biological process: locomotion; positive regulation of actin filament depolymerization; sarcomere organization. The transcript is spliced from 16 exons. Gene Ontology annotation, cellular component: cortical actin cytoskeleton. The record is from RefSeq and is a predicted model, not a curated record.